This is a messenger RNA of Mus caroli (Ryukyu mouse), 4308 nucleotides long. RefSeq names its product F-box protein 34 (gene Fbxo34). The record is from RefSeq and is a predicted model, not a curated record. Gene Ontology annotation, molecular function: protein binding. NCBI's taxonomy places the organism in Eukaryota, Metazoa, Chordata, Mammalia, Rodentia, Muridae.
AAGAAAAGAAAAAGAUCAAAGUUGUGGCCAUCUUAGGGGACAUUUGAGGACUUACCGAAUUGAUGAUUUUAACUUCUCAUGCAAUGUUAAGUAAAAAUAGUGCUCUGAAUACUGUCUUGAAGGAACUAAAGUGUUGCCAAGUGCAUGAGCUAUUGAGGUAGCCAAUUUCCUCUGUUCCCGAGGGGAGUGCCAUAGGAGUAAAACCAUUAAAAACAACUUGGGUUACAGAUAAUUUGGAUUAACACAGAAUCAGACAGCUAUAGUUUUAUUCAGUAAUACAUUUUUGUUGUAGAAAUUUAGAUUAUUAUUAAAAAAAGAAAAUUUCUUUUAUUUCUUGAAAUAAAAGAAAUUCUUGAUUACUAUAAAAAGGAGUCACGAGGGUAGGUGAAGGAGGUGGCAGAGGACACGAGCACUGCACGCCUGCAGAGGGUGGGCGUGUUUCUUAGUUCCCACCUGCACUCAGCUACAUGCAGCCACGCACACAGUUAAAACUAAACACCUUUCCCAAAAGAAUUAGGACUUAACUAGUGAGAUGCCUGUUAUAUUCAUGUUUUGUAUUUCUAAUUUAAAUAUUAAAUGCAUGCAGCUUAUUCCAUGCGUCUACAAGGCCAGCUUUGAAGGACAGCAUUUCACAAGCAAGUGUGCUUUUCAGAGCUGACUUUGCCUGGAGGUGACACUUGGGCUCAGUCAUUCUUUCUUUACAGGGUCCUGCUCUGCCUGAUGCUCAGCCUGACCUCAAGUCAUGGCCACCUUCUUCCUCCCUCAGCCUCUUAAGUGCCCAGAUCCGGUAUUAGCACCAUGCCAUCUCACCUCAGUGUUCCUCACAACGCCCUUUCUUGACCUCUUGUCCCCUCCUUCCCAGCGCUUUUGCCGUCAUGCUUGAACAUUAAUAACACUCCUAUAUUCUAAGUGUUGAGUUUUCAGCCUUAGCUGUGAGGAGUUAACGUUUUUCCUCAUCCCCAGAAAUGUUUUUGUUCUUUGUCCUUUUAAUGUAGGUAGUUAGCAGUCUGCUUAGAUUGUCCUUGAAUGUUUAUAUAUUAGACUGAAAGUUUAGCUAAGCUAUUGUCACUUUCAUAAAACUGUAAUUUUUUCCUCUGGCAUUUAUAUAUUUAUUUAAAUUUCCAUUUUGACUAAUGUAGCCUAGCCUUUCCAGCGUCUUCUCAGGAACAGUGCUCUCGAGUGCUCUGAUGCUCUGUAUUCCCGGACACGCACUGUCACUGGGACCAUCUGCUGGUGUUAUGCCGUCCUGCUACCAGCAUCUGGAAGACAGCACUGCCUGCUUGUACUGGUUUUCUUGUUUAGAUCUUCUGUCUUCUUUAUCUUGGUUUAGAUCCCAUGACCCCUGCUGUCUUCCUCCAUGCUCUUGACAUGUCCGAUCGAUGGACAUCAAACCCAAGACUCUGCAUGAACUGCUGAGUGCCCACCAAGGGAAGGGGGAAGUUGCCACCACUCCUCCCAGUCUUGAGCCAGCAGCAACACGAACACGUGCUUCCUAGGCCUCCCUCCCCAGCAGUCAGGGCAUCUGUUAUGCACCUUAAGCUGUACUGGAAACUCCAGAAGAAAGAGCGCCCUCUUGAGAUCAGCAGGGACACCCUGAGAACGCCUAUGAGCCACGGAAAGGCCAACGGUGAUGUGAAGGCCAGAGCCAGCUACAUGAAACCCACCGUCCUUCCUUCAGCCUCCCUUGUCAAAGCAUCAUCUAGAAAACCUUUUGGGAUCCUUUCUCCAAAUGUUCUGUGCAGUAUGAGUGGGAAGAGCCCUGUGGAGAACAGCUUGAAUGUUAAAGCCAAAAAAAAUGUGCUGUCUGCAGCCGUGCACCAGAGUGAGGAGGGACUGCCUGGGACCUGGGCUAUUGUCAAACCUGGGAACACGAAGGAGAAAAUUGCAUUCUUUGCAGCCCACCAGUAUAGCAAUAGGAUAGGCUCUAUGAAAAUUAAAAGUUCCUGGGAUAUCGAUGGGAGAGCCACUAAAAGAAGGAAAAAAUCAGGGGAGCUUAAGAAAGCCAAGUUACAGCUAGAAAUGAUGAGAGAUAUCAACAGCCAGUGCUACCAGUCUGAGCCGUUUGUGUGUGGCGUCGAGCACUGUUCUGUGCAUUACAUGAGUGACAGUGGGGACGGUGUCUGUGCUGCGAGGCCUCUGUCAGUGAUACAGAUGGUGGCCUUCCUCGAGCAGAAGGCCACUGCUCUGCUAGCUAGCUGCACAAAAAACUGCACAAAUUCGCCUGCCAUUGUGAAGAUUUCUGGCCAGUCCCGAGGUAUACCACCUGCACCUGAGCCCUUCUCUGCUCCAGAAACUUGUGAAGAACCCAGGGAACAAGAAAAUCCUGAGACUGGCAGAUCCCAGGGUGAGCCAGUCCGUGUCCUUGACAUGGUAGCCAGGUUGGAGUCUGAGUGCCUGAAGCACCAGGGCCAGCGGGAACCUGGGAGCUUGUCACGCAAUAACAGUUUCCGUCGAAAUGUAGGCAGGGUGUUGCUCACUAAUGGUUCUCAGGCCAGCGACAAAAGUGAAGAGGGCUCUGCAGACACAGCCGACUCUCAGGAGCAUCCCUUGCAGCCGGUAUCUGUGGGUGAAGAACCCUCUGUAACUGAGCAUCAUUCUGUAGGGGAGCAGGCCUGGGAUGGCACUUCUCAAAGCUGUCCCUCAUUGCCAGCCACUGUGAGCUUCCACACGGACAGCACAGAUCUAGAGCCAGGUCAGCAAACAGCUAUCAAGAACUGCAGCCGGGAUGACGUAGAAAUGGUGGAGGAAUUUGAUGAAUUGCCUACAGAUGCUGUCAGUCGUGUAAGAAGAGAGCUUGUAACGCUCACAAAGCACCAUCCUGAGCAGAGGCAGGACCCGCUGUGCAUCAGCAUCACUGUGUGCAUGGUAGAGAAAGACCGGCCGUCGGCUUUAGACUCCCUUGAGGAGCCUCUUCCCGGGAUGCUCUUCUUCCUGUCAUCUGGACAGGACCAGCAAGCGCAUUCCCAGCUGAGGGAACACCCAGCACCAGAGGCCUCAGAGGCCAGUCAGCCUCAAGAUGCUGCUGAGGGCAGCAGUGCACGUGAGGAAAAAGAUUCCUCUGUGGAGCCGCUCAGCCUCCCAGCAGCCUCUCCGGGAGGGAGCACCUCACAGGUGCUUGAGGCAGUCACAUGCAAGAAGCAGGUGUCGCAGGAUUUCCUGGAGACCAGGUUUAAGAUCCAGCAGCUUCUGGAGCCUCAGCAGUACAUGGCCUGCCUGCCCCACCACAUCAUAGUGAAAAUCUUCAGGUUACUCCCUACCCUGAGUUUAGCCAUUCUUAAAUGUACCUGUCGCUACUUCAAGUCCAUCAUUGAAUACUACAACAUCAGGCCAGCAGAUUCUCGGUGGGUUCGAGACCCACGCUAUAGAGAAGACCCUUGCAAGCAGUGCAAGAAAAAGUAUGUGAAAGGGGAUGUGUCCCUGUGCCGGUGGCACCCCAAACCCUAUUGCCAGGCUUUGCCAUAUGGGCCUGGCUACUGGAUGUGCUGCCACCAGUCUCAGAAGGGCUUUCCUGGCUGUAAGUUAGGCCUUCAUGACAAUCACUGGUUACCUGCCUGCCAUAGCUUUAACCGGGCAAUCCAUAAGAAGUCAAGAGGGAGUGAGACGGAAGAGGAGUACUGAAGUCCACGUGACAGGGAGGCAAGAGGACUGUGAAACACUUGGGCCAACCUCCAGGGCUGCGAGCUCGCCCCGCCCUUCUUGAUCUCUGCUCAGAUCCUGACUGCCAUUGCUCAGGCAUUUUAAACUGUUUCUCAGCUGUACAAGAAUUUAGUUCCAUGGUUUUGUAUGGUGGUGCCUCACAUUAAACCUAUCCAGCUGUGAAGAACUCUUGCCUGUUUUCCUCCAUCAAGGACAUUCAGAGGUCACCAGGCAGUCUCCACAAGGGGAUCCUGAGGUGGCCCAACAGUGGCUCUGCAUUUGGAGUGAGUGAGGAGGGAAGCAAACCUUUGAGAAUUAUGCCUCAGAAAGAAAACCAGGCACCUUACCCCAGACCUGUAUGCUUGUUCCCGUGAGAGUGGUGACUGCAGACGGAUAUGCCCUGUGCUGUUUACAGUGUAUAUAAUGGUUGUGUUUGCAUAGGGCUGUGAACGUGCACAUUAAACCCGAGCGCCUUUACCUGUAAAUGAGUGCUUUGGCCCCUCUGUAAAUAACGUGAUUAAAAUUCAGUAUUGUAGAUUAUGAACAGCUGACUAAACAUAAUCACCACAGAAUAAGACAAUAUCAUAUAAUAGAUUAAAAUGUGCAUCCUUUUGUCUGGUUAAAAUUUUUUAAAAAAAAAACUUCAAUAAAAAAAUAAACGUUUUAAAUGAG